This is a messenger RNA of Prosopis cineraria, 1284 nucleotides long. RefSeq lists its product as uncharacterized. Gene Ontology annotation, molecular function: sequence-specific DNA binding. Gene Ontology annotation, cellular component: snRNA-activating protein complex. The transcript is spliced from 8 exons. The record is from RefSeq and is a predicted model, not a curated record. Gene Ontology annotation, biological process: snRNA transcription by RNA polymerase III; snRNA transcription by RNA polymerase II. NCBI's taxonomy places the organism in Eukaryota, Viridiplantae, Streptophyta, Magnoliopsida, Fabales, Fabaceae. The coding region runs from base 185 to 1039 and encodes 284 amino acids.
UUAAAACCCGACAAAACACAAUCUCGUGGUGAGUAGCUCUUCGUCGACAAACUAGCAUUCCACACUCCGUCGGACGCCGUCCACCAUUGUCAGCCCUGCGUGGUUGUUCUCAAGCAAGUAGUGAAGAAGGUUCGAACUCUAGGGCUUUCCCAGAAUCCGGCAUGGUUUUUCUCAGACACAAAUUAUGAAUCUCACUUCUUUCAAAUUGGACAUUGAUGAGCUUAUUGAUGAAUUUACUCAGGAUGGAUCAACAGCUUUUGCUAAUAUGAAGAGAGUAUGGCUUUCGAAGAAGUUUUCUUACAUUUAUGAAGCUAGUCCUUCUACCAACCUGGCCUUCUUUAUGCAAACUCUGUAUGCCCAUUCUAUUGGUUAUAUGGUUGGCACUGCCUCCUUUUUACACAGAUUGGGUGGCCUCUAUUGCCUCUACUGUCUAUAUGAGACUCAACCGUUUAAACCUCCUUUUAGAGUUUAUCUGUCCCUUGGAGAGUUAAGGAAACUUAGGCUCCUUGUUGCUGAUGCAAAAGAAAAAGAUAUUAAAGUGGUGCCUUCUUUGGUUAAAAAAAUGCUAGAAAAUAACAUGUUCCUUUUUGGCUCUGUUGACUUAAUGGAAGGCUCUGUUGCGGAGACAGUAAACCAACUCGAACAAUUACAGAAUGCUCGUAUUCAAGUUGCAUAUGAAAAGUUAUUUGAAAGUACUCCUAUUGAGCAACACAUCCACAUGGACCUUGGUGCAGAAAUUGACCUAAAUUUACUGAAGAAAAUGUCAUCUGAAUAUGCCAAGGCAAAGAGCAUAGCCAUCAAAGAAGCAAGCAAUGAUAUAGAUGUCCAGAACAUACAACACAUAUCAGAAAAUAAGGAACUUCUUGGAGAUGCUGUAGAAAAGAUUGCUGGCGAUUGGCUUACCCAGAAAGAAAGCUUCUAUAAACAAACGGGAUUGGUGAAUGAUGAAGGAUAUGGUCAGGUGCUGGAACAGCUGCUUCUAGAACAUCAGGACGAUGGUGACUUUAGUCAGGAUGACAGGCGAGUAUCCGAAUCUUGAUUUCAAGGGCUCAUGUUUAUUAGUCGACAGAUUUUCAAAAUCUCCUAUAUUGAACAGGGAUUGGCUGUAAAAUCUGUAAAUAUCUACAAGUUGAUCCGACGAAUAGAAAAUGGCUAUGAAAUAUACUAUGAUGAUUCAAGCAUUUCAUUUUCAUCCACUGCACAACAUUUUGUUGGUUUAAUUAUUAUUAGUAUUUGUAAAUUGUAACGUCAUCUUCAACAGAAAGAUCAGAAAUUUGGGCUUCA